This is a messenger RNA of Vitrella brassicaformis, 1727 nucleotides long. NCBI's taxonomy places the organism in Eukaryota, Vitrellaceae. The record is from the annotation of a GenBank genome assembly.
AUGGAAUACAAUGCGGGAAGGAGCGAAUCGUCCCGAAGGUCAGAGCCACUCUCACGAUUCUCAUAGUCUUGCACGAGCUCUCUGCAACUCAGGCUGCUUUCGUCUUCCCAGGUGGCAUGUUAUAAGGGAUACCACCGCCACUUGAGCUUGUAUUGCACCUUGCCUUCGUGCGUCCUCUUGCCGACAAUUGCUUCCACUUCAUGCACAACACCCUUCUCAAAGCGUGGGUCUGGCUGAAUGUCUCUCAGGCAUGAGUCAUCCUCGCCUUGACCAGCAGCUUCUUCACGUUUCCCUUCACUGUCCCUCUUUGCGGCUGGCACACGAUCUUGCCCGACAGCAAAGUCCUUCAAGAGGUCAUCUUAGUCAGGAGUCAGGAAUGCGUCCUGAUUGAAAACUGUCUGCUUUCUAUCCCUUCGCAACAACCCGCUGGAGACCUCAACAGCUCUCUCAUCGUCCAUGUGCUGCUCCGACGACGAUGUCGCAGCCUUCAGCCGAUCAACAUUCAGGUUCUUGGCGACGUUCUCGCCGCACAUACGCACCUUGUAUGUGACGAGCCCUGUCUUGCUCUCAACGAUGCCAACCGUUCGCCAAGGUGAGAUGAGCUUUUUCGUAAGGCCCUUUGGCACGUGAUCAUUGAAAAUUCUCACUCGGUCUCCUGGUUUGAAUUCCCUUGGUGCAGGCAGGUCGCUCUUACGAGCAGCCACUUGUUGUUUCGCUCUAUCCAUGUUCUUGCGAGCCUCCUUGUGGAUGGCUUGGAUGCCUUCAACUAUCAGCUUGACGGCAUCGUCGGGAUCGAUUGUCUUCGCCGCCGUCUCAUUCAUUGCGACAAGCCGUGCGGUACUGUCAGGGUGGACUGCCUCGCGCCCGGUCAGCAUCUUGAAUGGCGUAAAGCCAGUCGACUCAUGCUCCGUCGUGCGGUACGCAUACAGGAAAAGAGGGAUGACCCUGUCCCAGUUGGUCUGCUUCUUGUUUAAAUACGGGCGAAUUCUGUCUUUCAGAGUACGAUUGAAGCGCUCGAUCAUGCCGUUGCCCUGUGGAUGCAUCGGCGUUAUCGUUGUGUGUUUAAUUCUCAGCCUCGUUGUCACUUCGCGCAUCAGCUGAUUGACGAAAUGGCUUCCAUUGUCGGUGAGAAUCUCCUCCGGCAGACCAUGUCUCACAACGACUGCCUCCAUGAGUGCCUUGACUGUGUCUUAAGCUGUUGGCGCUUUGCCGAGAGUGACAACCUCUGGCCACUUAGUGAAUUCAUCCUGGACGGUGAGGGCAAACUGACUGCCAGCUUUUGUGGGUGGAAGAGGACCAAUGAAGUCCAUGGCCACCCUUUGGAAUGGUCUCUCAGUUGGUGGUAUCUGUAUGGUUGGUCUCUUGUUUGCCUUCAGGUUGCGUUUGCUCUGACAUGCAGCACACGCCUCAAUGUGCUUUCAAAAGCUCUCGUACAUGCCUGGCCAGUAAAACUCUCUCGCCAUCCUCUUGUAGCCUCUCUCUAUCGCCAGGUGACCAGCCAACAGAUGCUUGUGGUGCAGCUUCAUAGCUUCUUCUCGCAGCGAUGUGGGAACGAGUGACACGGGCCCAUACUCUUGAUGCUUCGACACCACUCUCACCAGCCCGUCGAGUAGGCAAGCGUUGUAAAGCUUCGACCAAUAUGCCUUCGGAAUGGCAUCAUGCAGCUGAUCGAGCUCUCCUUUGGUUGCGUUGUUGCCUUUUUCUGUCAGGAAGGCUUUCACUCGUGA